Molecule: messenger RNA, 828 nt
Organism: Symbiodinium sp. CCMP2592
Lineage: Eukaryota; Dinophyceae; Suessiales; Symbiodiniaceae
Source: the annotation of a GenBank genome assembly
AUGCUGCGGAUUCAGACCGUGUCGGGUGAAGAAGUCGUUGCCCUUGACUUGGCGAGCUUCCUUGAGACGCAGCCUGCCGGCAUGCAUCCCGUCCGGGCACUGAAGCAACACUUGCACAGCAUCUGUGGUGUGUCAAGGUUCAGACAAAGGCUGUUAUUCCUGGAGGACAAGGUGGUUCUAGAUGACGAUGGCACCCUGAAACCGGGGGAAGCUCAGGUCGUACUUCUAAGCUUCUGCCCAGCAUCGGACCCGCAAGUGACCGCACUUCGGGAUGUAUGCUUGGUAUGCGUGAGUUUGAACUCUAAGGACGUUUCAGUUGGAGGGGAGGCGGAGGAGGCGGACGAGGAGAAGGAGGUGGAGGAAGAGGAGGUGGAGGCUCUCCUCGACCUGGUCUUCUCUCCUCGCGAACCGGAGGAGACAGCCGAGGACCAAGUUGAAUUCGAAGAGACGCGAGCGGAGUUCAACACGAUGUGCGAGAGGGCGCUGCACCUGUACAAGGCCCACGAGGCUCGUGCCGAGCAAAGGAUGUGGCGUGCCUUGCAACAACUUCCCGAGGACCUCUACAGCGAGGCAGUAGCAUCCAAGCCGGAGAAGGUGCCCGAGGAGCUACUGUUUCACAACCGCUACCGCAAAGAGAUCUUCCGAAGCCUCUCCGAGCAUGAGCAACGGAAACUGCAAGUUUUCCACAACCUCAUGUACGUGCGAUACCCUCACACGGAUGAGAAGCGGCGGAAUCCGGAGCGGUUCUGGAUGCCCGAAAACCAGGUCGUGUCCAGACAGAAGGAGGCUGCGAUGGCCAAGAAGAACAUCAAGCCAAGGAAGGGCUAG